UCCCACGCCCCUCGUCCUCACUGCUCAGGAAUCAGGAUCCCAUCCACAUCCAUCGCGGUCGCCGCACUGGUUCGACGAGAAGGUCGCGACGAAUCCGUGACGCCGACGUGGAUUUGCUUUCGUACUUCUGGAAUCGGAAGGCGUGCGGUGAUACCUCUUAUUUGUUUGAAUUGAUUAGUCAGUCGCGAGCGCCACCACUACCAUCCCUUCCUCUGCGUCGUCCUUCUCGCCGCCAUGGACCUUCGCAACCGGCGAGACGACGACGCCCUGAAUGGAGGCGUCGGUGUGGACGAGACAAUGAGGAGGAAGAAGAAGGUGGAGCUGGUGCAGGAGGCCAUCCAUGGCUUCCUGGAGGAGAAGAAGGGGAGCGAUGGCCAGGGACAGGACAAGCGCUUGACGGCCAGGCAGGACGAGCAGGAGCUCCUGUCGUCGUUGCUCACCAAGUUGGGUGAACUAGAAAUCGACGCAGAUUCAGACAUCUUGGAGCCAAGCUCUUCCCACCUGGAUCAUCAGCAGCCUGCAGGCAGGAAAGGCGAACAGAGCAAGGAGGAGGAGGAGGAGGAGGAGGAGGAGGUGGUGGAGCUCGCUGACAUCGCCAAGGACCUGAGCAAGAUCAAGAGGCAGAACAUGAUCACCCACCUGCUCCUCGGCACCGUCAUCGUGCUGACGGCCGUGUGGCAGGUCAACGAGGUGUCGUUCCUGCUCUGGGUGCAGAACAAGCUGAGCAACCCCUUCAAGUCCCUCGGGGACAUGAUCAAGGCCUCCCUCAAGCUUAGAGGGAGGAGGCCCGUGCUCGAGUCGUCGCCGUUGCCGCCGGCCGGCGUCCCCGAUGUCAGCCGGUCUGAUCUGCCAACGCUUGUCAUCGGAGGACAUGGCAGGGAAUAAAGCUUAGGAACGUGGUGUUCCAGUGGUACCCAUCGAGUGCUUGAUCUAUAAAAUGCCCCUCCCGAGCUCAAGCCACUGUGGAUAUGUCUCCUAUUGUUGAUGGCCCUUCACGCCCAAGUGAAGCCGUUAAGCGAGCAUAUCCUGUGAGAAAUGCUGAUAGAAUCAGAGAUGAUGUGAAGAGGAUUAUGAAUGAUGACAGAUGUGUCCGGGUGACCAAUCUUUCAAAUUAAAGGAGGCUCGUGAACAUCAUCUUGUUGAUUUGUUCCGUAUAUUUGGCUUUGUGACCCAUGUCUACAUUCCUGUGGAUGAGAAUGGUUCAAGCAGGGGAGUUGGCUAUGUCAAAUUUGCUCAUAGACGUGAAACUGAGUCUGCCGUCGGAAGAGUCAAUGUGGGUUUAUGUUUAUGAAAACCUUACUUUCCAGUUGGGUGGGCAGCACCAAGAAGGCUGAACUAGCUAGUUUUCUACACUAUGUACUUGUGUGGCAUAUUACUAGUGUCGUUUUUACGUUAGUAUAGGAGACUGAACUAAAUUUUCACGUUAGUAUAAGAGACUGAACUACUUUUUAUACUAUGUAUACUAUGUGUUAGCAUGGCAUAUUCCCAAUGGUGUCCAUGGCAGUGCUAAUGUUAUUUUGUUGCGACAAUAAUAUUGUUAUCUUGUUAAGCCUAGA
Molecule: messenger RNA, 1556 nt
Organism: Sorghum bicolor (sorghum)
Lineage: Eukaryota; Viridiplantae; Streptophyta; Magnoliopsida; Poales; Poaceae
Exons: 3
Coding region: 235-885 (216 amino acids)
Source: RefSeq, a predicted model, not a curated record